Rhinopithecus roxellana (golden snub-nosed monkey) is the source of this 5821-nucleotide messenger RNA. RefSeq names its product dihydrolipoamide branched chain transacylase E2 (gene DBT). Gene Ontology annotation, cellular component: mitochondrion; cytoplasm. The coding region runs from base 106 to 1551 and encodes 481 amino acids. Gene Ontology annotation, molecular function: acetyltransferase activity; lipoic acid binding. Lineage: Eukaryota; Metazoa; Chordata; Mammalia; Primates; Cercopithecidae. The record is from RefSeq and is a predicted model, not a curated record. The transcript has 12 exons.
CGUUUUCCACCUCAUCCCUCAGGUCGUACUGCAACAUAACUUUCUUGAGGUCGCGCCGCGGAGAGUCUCUCGGGUUUGCGGCGCAGCUGUCAUUUCCGGGGUAAGAUGGCUGCAGUCCGUAUGCUGAGAACCUGGAGCAGGAAUGCGGGGAAGCUGAUUUGUGUUCGCUAUUUUCAAACAUGUAAUGUUCAUGUUUUGAAGCCAAAUUAUGUGUGUUUCUUUGGUUAUCCUUCAUUCAAGUAUAGUCAUCCACAUCACUUCCUGCAAACAACUGCUGCUGUCCGUGGACAGGUUGUUCAGUUCAAGCUCUCAGACAUUGGAGAAGGGAUUAGAGAAGUAACUGUUAAAGAAUGGUAUGUAAAAGAAGGAGAUACAGUGUCUCAGUUUGAUAGCAUCUGUGAAGUUCAAAGUGAUAAAGCUUCUGUUACCAUCACUAGUCGUUAUGAUGGAGUCAUUAAAAAACUCUAUUAUAAUCUAGACGAUAUUGCCUAUGUGGGGAAGCCAUUAGUAGACAUAGAAACGGAAGCUUUAAAAGAUUCAGAAGAAGAUGUUGUUGAAACUCCUGCAGUGUCCCAUGAUGAACAUACACACCAAGAGAUAAAGGGCCGGAAAACACUGGCAACUCCUGCAGUUCGCCGUCUGGCAAUGGAAAACAAUAUUAAGCUGAGUGAAGUUGUUGGCUCAGGAAAAGAUGGGAGAAUACUUAAAGAAGACAUCCUCAACUAUUUGGAAAAGCAGACAGGAGCUAUAUUACCUCCUUCACCAAAAGCUGAAAUUAUGCCACCUCCACCAAAGCCAAAAGACAUGACUAUCCCUAUACCAGUAUCAAAACCUCCAGUAUUCACAGGCAAAGACAAAACAGAACCCAUAAAAGGCUUUCAAAAAGCAAUGGUCAAGACUAUGUCUGCAGCCCUGAAGAUACCUCAUUUUGGUUAUUGUGAUGAGGUUGACCUUACUGAACUGGUUAAGCUCCGAGAAGAAUUAAAACCCAUUGCUUUUGCUCGUGGAAUUAAACUCUCCUUUAUGCCUUUCUUCUUAAAGGCUGUUUCCUUGGGAUUACUACAGUUUCCUAUCCUUAAUGCUUCUGUGGAUGAAAACUGCCAGAAUAUAACAUAUAAGGCUUCUCAUAACAUUGGGAUAGCAAUGGAUACUGAGCAGGGUUUGAUUGUCCCUAAUGUGAAAAAUGUUCAGAUCUGCUCUAUAUUUGACAUCGCCACUGAACUGAACCGCCUCCAGAAAUUGGGCUCUGCGGGUCAGCUCAGCACCACUGAUCUUACAGGAGGAACAUUUACUCUUUCCAACAUUGGAUCAAUUGGUGGUACCUAUGCCAAACCAGUGAUAUUGCCACCUGAAGUAGCCAUUGGGGCCCUUGGAUCAAUUAAGGCCAUUCCCCGAUUUAACCAGAAAGGAGAAGUAUAUAAGGCACAGAUAAUGAAUGUGAGCUGGUCAGCUGAUCACAGAGUUAUUGAUGGUGCUACAAUGUCACGCUUCUCUAAUUUGUGGAAAUCCUACUUAGAAAACCCAGCUUUUAUGCUACUAGAUCUGAAAUGAAGACCGAUAAGACAUUCUUGAACUUUCUGAGCUUCCAAAGAGUAUGUAAACCCUAGCUGUGCCAGCACAUGUUCAUCUUUACAAUUUGUAUUGUAAAUGAUUUGUAUCAUAUGAUUAAGGAUCUAAGGUACAAUAUUUGUCACUGUUCUAUUAGACUUUUUACUGAAAAUGAAUAAUGGGGUAAUGGUUCUCCUGGGGCUGUCACAUUUUAUAGGUCAGAGUGUGACUUCUUAAUACGGUGCUGACAUUUUUGUGUCAAUGACUUGAAACUGGCAAGAUUAACAAAAUCAGGCAGGGCACGGUGGCUCACGCCUAUAAUCCUGGCACUUUGGGAGGCUGAGGCGGGCAGAUCACCUGAGGUUAGGAGUUCAAGACCAGCCUGGCCAACAUGGUGAAACCCCGCCUCUACUAAAAAUGCAAAAAUUAGCCAGGUGUGGUGGUGGGUGCCCAUAAUCCCAGCUACUUGGGAGGCUGAGGCAGGAGAAUCGCUUGAACCUGGGAGGUGGAGGUUGCAGUGAGCUGAGGUCGUGCCAUUACACUUCAGCCUGGGCAACAAAGCAAGACUCUGUCUCAAAAACAAAAAAACAAAAUUAAUGUUACUAAAAGACAGGUAGCCAUAUACAGACAGUAUAUGCCCUAUUUUUUUUUAACCAACUCUUAAUGAAACUUUUUAAUUAUACUUAAGAAACGGAAUUUAUAUGCAAAAAUAUUUUCCAUUUCCCUGUUAUGCUAAUUGUUGUAUAAAAUAAGUGCAAUUAUACUUCUCUUUGGAGAUAUCCAAGAGUAUGUGCUUGCUCUGUAUAGAGAACAUCAUCUGUAAAUGUCUUAUUUAUAUUAAUUAAUGUAUUUGAAAAGGGAAAAGUAUAAACUGGCCUUAAAAAUGUCCAAUUAUAGUUUUAUAACCAGUCUAUUAAAGGUGUUUGUUUAAAAUGGAUAUACUUUUAGAUUUUUGGUAAUGGUUUGGUAUUUUCUUGGGAAAGACCUUCACCUUUGCAAACUUCCCUCAUGUAAGGAAGGUACUUUAAAGGUAGCAGCCAUUGACAUUUCUUUUUUUUUUUUUAAAUUUCAGAAGUCUACUUCCUUUUAACUUUUUUGAUCUUCAGCUAAAAAAUAGGAUAAGAAAUUAAGGUCUAUUCCAUUCUUCAUAUCCUGGGUAAGAAUGUAAAUAAGAGGAGAAGGAAGAGUCUAAUCAUAAUUAUGGAUAUAAAAAAUAAGAAAUUUUAUAUAGAAAUGAAGGUUUGAUAAUGGUCAUUUUGCUAACGGUCUACUUUAAUCAGAAAUAGCAUCAAGAUGAAUGUAUCCAACAUUUCAAUUUGCAUUCGGAAAUCCAUGUUGUUUCUAAUAUUGUCCAGUGGAAAACUGUAUGCCAAAAUUAGUUGUUUAAGUGAAGUUUUGUGACAGAAAAAAGGUUGUUUUAGUAUCUACUUGGUUUUUCUCAAAAUGGAAAUAAUUUUAAAAUCAGGAAAGAAUAAAUCAGCCAGGUGUGAUGACUCGUAAUUGUAAUCCCGGUUAUAGGAGAGGCCAAAGCAGGAGGAUCACUUGAGGCCAGGAAUUUGAGACCAGCCUGGGCAACAUAGUGAGAUCCCAUCUCCAAAAUUAAAAAAAAAAAAAAUUAGCCUGGUGGCUCACGCCUGUAAUCCCAGCACUUUGGGAGGUCAAGGCAGGCAGAUCACCUGAGGUCAGGAGUUCAAGACCACCCUGGCCAACAUGGUGAAACCCUGUCUCUACAGUUUUGUAAAAAUACAAAAAAUUACCUGGGCCUUGCAGUGCACGCCUGUAGUCCCAGCUACUUGAGAGGCUGAGGCAGGAGAAUUGCUUGAGCCCGAGAGGUGGAGGUUACAGUGAACAGAGAUCAUACCACUGCACUCCAGCCUGGGCGACAGAGCAACACUUUUGUCUCAAAAAAAAAAAAAAAAACUUAGCCAAGUGUGGUGGUGUGCAUCUGUAGUCCCGGCUACGCAGGAAGCUGAGACAGGAGGAUCAAUUGAGCCCAGGAGUUCAAAGCUGUAGUGAGCUGUCAUUGUGCCACUAUCCUCCGGUGUGGGUGACAGAGUGAGACCUGAUCUCUAAAAAAAAAAAAAAAUAGGUCAAAUAAAUGCUGUUAUUGUAAAAUUUCAGAUAAUACAAAUAGUUAACCAAUAAAAUAAAAAAUCAUUCAUAAUUUUACCACUAUUAACAUUUUGAUGUAUGUAUCUGUAUAUAUGGCUAUUCUUCUUUAUUAAAACAGGAUCAUAGUGUAUCUACUAUUUUAUUAUUUGAUUUUUAAAAUUUAACGUUAUAUUAUGGGUAACCUUACAUGUCAAUAAACAAUUCCACAUUAUCAUGCUUUAAAUGGCUGCAUAGGCUGGGUGUGGUGGCUCAUGCCUGUAAUCCUACCACUUUGGGAGGCCAAGGCAGGUGGAUCACAAGGUCAGGAGUUCGAGACCAGCCUGGCCAAUAUGGUGAAACCUCAUCUCUAUUGAAAAUACAAAAAUCAGCCAGUCAUGGUGGCAGACACCUGUAGUCCCAGCUACUCGGGAGGCUGAGGCAGGAGAAUUGCUUGAACCAGAGGCGGAGGUUGCAGUGAGCCGAGAUCGCGCCACUGCACUCCAGCCUGGUGAUAGAGCGAGACUCUGUCUCAAAAUAAAUAAAUAAAUAAAUGCCUGCAUAGUAUUCCAUUGUAUGCAUUUAUUAUAUAUUCAAACAUUAAACAUCUACCAUACCAAUCAUGGUUCCAAGUAUACAAUAGCCACCUUCAUGCUCCCUUGAUUGGGUUUACAGUCUAGUGAGGAGACAGAUAUUAAAUAACUGCAAAAAACACUAUUCUUGGUAGUUAAUAACCCAGAUGCUAUGAGCCAUCCAGUAAAGGUUACUGAUCUUAUCUGGAAGGAUCAGAAGAUGGUGUCCCAUAAUUUAACCAAUUCUCUAUUGAUAGGCAUUUAUUGAGUUUUAAAUGAAUAAUGAUAUGAUCAGUAAAAAUGUCCUCCUCACUUAAAGAAUAGAAAAACCAGGAGACAGGAGUUCUGAAAUAAAUAAGUAUGUAGGUCCAGCAUCAGUGGCUUAAGAUACUCUUUUCCUGAAAUAACCCUUAAGUUAUCUGGUUCUAUUCCAACCCUUGGGCAUUACCAUCUUCUCUUUGGUCUCAUCCAUUGAGAAUUCAGCAAAGGAUUUGUUCCCCACUGUGUGCACGGCCCUUAGGAUAGCAGGAUUCCCUGAAGGGGGCCAGAGGGGCAGGAGCACAGCCUUAGUGGCAGUGCUGGUCCAUGAGGCUCUACAAAGCAAGGGAUGGGUGUUUGGGAGGGGGAAAAGGCUCUUGCUGUACUCCUAGAGGUUGGAAUUAAAGUAGAAAAGCCAGAAAAUUCAAGUCCUUUACUAACAUGUCUGGAGAUUAGAAGGUAUAUGUACAUGGAGGAGAAGCCAAAAUUAUUGCUGCGAGUGGUCAACAAGAAAAUCAAGGCUCUGUUCAUUAUGUAGAGCAUUCCUCUGAUAUUUGAAAAAGAAGUGCAACAGGAAAGGAAGUCUGAGGAUGGAAGCCAAAAUUGGUAUGAAUUUAUAAUUUAGAGAUCAAAAUGUACCUUAUGUUGAAACCUAUGUGAGAAGUGAUUAUGUAGAAAGAGUGAAAGUGAUAGCUGUUAGUCUGGAAAGCCCACUGACUUGUUUGGGCAUUUCUCAUGGCUUCCCACUCCAAGUGGAUCCCCAAAAUCACUUGAUGGAUUUCCUUGCUGAUUUCUAAGUAAACUAUGGUUUAAGAAAGAAAUGAUGGGACUCAGCACUACCCUACAGUACCAAGAAUACAAAUGUUUCCGUGAAAUCUUCAAAGACAUUUGUAAAAUUCAAGCUGUAAUUGGUUAGUUAGUUCAUUCUGCACAUAUUUAUUAAUUGUAUAUUCAGUUUCAGGCUCCAGGGUAGAGAUUAUGGAUAAAGGUAAACUAGAUAGAUGAAGAUUUUGCCCUCACAGCAAAAGCUUUAGCCAGUGAUUAAAGCUAUCACUGGAAGUCAGUCUGUGCAAAUAACCUAGAGAAGAGCAGUGCUUUUAGAGUUGAACUAUAUUCCCAGUCAGUUCUUAAUGGUGGUUUUGCUCCUUCCCUCUACACUGUCUUUUCCUGAGAUUGGAUCAUAUGUGUGAACCCACAUUGUUUCCAGUCAAAAUCACCAGAAGAGGCAGGACAGAGUGGCUUGUGCCUAUAAUCCCAGCACUUUGGGAGGCCUAAAUCGGGGGACCUCUUGAGUCCAGAGUUUGAGACCAGCCUGGGCAACCCCAUCUCUACCAAAAAAAAAAAAAAAAAAAAAA